UAAGGACAAACUCAGCACAUGUUGAAGCUCCCAACCGUGGACCUCCUUAGCAAUCGAAGCUCCCGACGAACAUAUCAAGGUGGGCUGCGUGAUGAGGUCUUCGCGGUUCGCAGAUAUUGGAUAACCGUCUCUCACCAUGGAAACCUCAGGAAGAAGCGAGCCAGAAGCGUGCCCUAUUUGUUACGAACCUCUGCGACGAGAAGCAUAUCUUGAUCGUUGCUUUCAUGCAUUUUGCUAUCAUUGUAUUGUUCAGUGGUCAGAAUUUGUCAAAGAAAAAUACUGUCAAUCAGCACCUUCCGUGAAAUGUCCUCUUUGCAAGGUUGAAAACUUUUCCAUUGUUUAUAGUUUUGAUGGAGAAUCAUUUCGCCGAUUUUAUUUAAAUGGGGAUUGUCAAGAUAGCUUUUUUACAAGUGGCCAUGAGUUCAGAUUACAGUGCUACAGAAGCGAGCCUGGUAACAUAUUCAAUGUUCAACGAUAUUGGAAGCACCAUAGAUAUCGCCAGAAGAACAUUUGGCUUCCAAGUUGGUUGAGAAGGGAGAUCCAAACUCUCACUAAGGAAGAAGAUGUGGACAUUAUCUUUCAUCAUGUUCAUGGUGUGAUAGAAGCCUUUUUUAGAAGUAAUCAAGAAAAUACCAUUAAGCUUAAUCCUGAGAAGAGGCAGGAAAAUUUCAGAGCCCUGCUGGUUGAUGCUGCCAUGCCAUUUUUAGGUGGAAAAACAGAACGCUUUAUCAGUGAAUUGGAGCUUUUCUUGGCUUCAGCUCUGACCAUUGAAGCAUACGAUAGAGUUUAUAUGCAUCAUUUGGAGAAUUAUAGCUCCAUUGAAGUAAGCAGCCAAGAUCACAUAGUAGAUUCUGAUUAAGGUCAUUAGUUCUGUUUUGAGGGCCUCAAUAAAACUGGUUUGUUGAAAGAUGUUUUUGGAAUUGCAUUGGCUUCCAAUUGUAUGAUUGAGGUUAUCAUAAUUUUAUUCUUUAUGACAGUUUAUGUGUACAAAAUUAAAAAUUUUUCUCUGCAAUAAUUAAAGCAGAAGAUAAUUAUAGCUCAUUUCUCUGAUGAAA
This is a messenger RNA of Dendrobium catenatum, 1055 nucleotides long. RefSeq lists its product as uncharacterized. NCBI's taxonomy places the organism in Eukaryota, Viridiplantae, Streptophyta, Magnoliopsida, Asparagales, Orchidaceae. Gene Ontology annotation, molecular function: metal ion binding. The transcript has 7 exons. The record is from RefSeq and is a predicted model, not a curated record. Bases 137 to 859 code for a protein of 240 amino acids.